CUGCGAGCUGCCUGCGGUGGCCGUGCCCGAGCUACUCGCCGUAGGUGGUGGCCGUUCCAACAGUGGUAACGCGUCGCCACUGCCCACUAGGUCUAGGUAGCCCAGUACGCCGACGACGACGAAGAUCCGCCCAACUUUCUCUGCCUCUCCCGCUGCCCCGCCACCUCUCUCCCUCCUUGCGUCUUCUUCUCCACUCGCCCUCCCCCAACCUCCCCGCCCGUCCCCUAUUUAUGGCCCCCGCCCGGUCACAUCCCACUACUGCCAACCGAAUCGCCUGCGCCACUUGCAAUCGUCGCCGCCUCCUCGAUCCACUUCCCACCCCCAGCUUUGCACACACCUCCCACCAUUUCCAACCAACUUGAGGCAGAGGGAGAGGGAAGGAGUGUCUUCUUGCCCAAGACCCGCCAUGGAUUCCCCACGGAUGGAGCAGGAGAGCAGCGGCGGCGGUACUGGUUCUGCUACCAUCACAAAUCCAAUGCAAGGAGGAGUCGGAGGAGGAUGCCCCGCGCCUGACGACCAGCAGGCCAAGAGGCCGCCGCACCUCUCCAUCGACAUCCCGGCGGCGAGCCCAAGCAGCGUGCCCCCCACACCGACGGCGUCGGCGGAGGCGGAAGCCGUAGCAGCAACGCCGGGCUCCAACGCCAGCAGAACGCCCGGUUCAGGCUCGGGUUCAGGUUCCGGCAAGAACGGUGCCCCGGCGAAGCCCCCGGCGCCGCAGCGCACGCCGUCCUUCAUGCUCAGGCAGACGGUGCGGAGCCUCCUGCCGGGAGGCGGCAGCUUCAAGUCGUCGGUCAGAGGGUACGAGGCCUCCCUCUCCAGGCUCUUCAGCGGGAGGAUCGCCAGGACGGCGUCGCUCCCGGCGGUGGACGAUGGCGCGCUCUCGGCCUCGGCGCACGGCGCCGGUGACAAAACCCAGCAGAGCGUUCCUGCUGCUGCAGCUGACAAGACGGGCAUGCACCGGUCGCAGUCCCUCCCGAUGAACAUGAAGAAGUUGAGCUCGGCCAAGAGCAUCAAGAGGAUGAACUCGCUCGGCGGCGUGUACCGGGUCGUGCCCUCCACGCCGCGAGCCCCCGCCGCCGCCGCCGCGACGAGCAAUGCCGCGCCGGACAUAGUCCCCACAGAACCAGGGGCCGGAGAGGAGGAAGACGACCACGGAGAGGACAUCGCGGAGGAGGAGGCGGUGUGCCGGAUCUGCAUGGUGGAGCUCUCCGAGGGGGGCGGCGCCAUGAAGCUGGAGUGCGCCUGCAGGGGUGAGCUCGCACUAGCCCACACCGACUGCGCCCUCAAGUGGUUCGGCAUCAAGGCCACCAGGACCUGCGAGGUGUGCAAGGAGGAGGUCAAGAACCUCCCCGUCACCCUGCUACGCGUCCAGAGCACGCGCGGCGGCGGCGAGGCGGCGACCCGCGCCGGCGCCAACCGGCCGCGAUACGUCCGGUACAGGCUGUGGCAUGGGACACCUAUCCUUGUGGUCAUCAGCAUCCUCGCAUAUUUUUGCUUCUUGGAGCAAUUGCUGGUUGCGCAUAACGGCUUCGCUGCCCUGGCGAUAUCGCUGCCAUUCUCGUGCAUCCUUGGGCUCUUUUCAUCACUGACAACAACAAGCAUGGUGGCGAGGAGAUACGUGUGGAUCUACGCGGCGAUCCAGUUCCUCUUCGUCGUGUUCUUCACGCAUCUGUUCUACAGAUAUCUGCAUCUGCAGGCGGUGAUAUCCAUCAUCCUGGCCACCUUUGCCGGUUUCGGCGUGGGGAUGAUCGGCAACUCCAUCAUCAUCGAGGUACUGAGGUGGAGGACGAUGGCCCCGGCUCAGCAGCGCCGCGCUCGCAGGCCACCACGUGUGGCGCAGCAGCAGCAGCAGCCGGCUCCGGCACACAGUCAGCCUUCAGGCCAGCUGUCAGACGCCGGUGAGGGACAGCGUAGCGCCACCGUCGACAUUGAGAAUCCGGCCGCCCCUCAAGCAUAAGCAUAUGGAAUUUAGUUUGUAGCUAUGUGCCGUUGGUUGGUACUCGAGAGUUUGGGACCUUGCUGUAUAAAUGGUAGUGGAAGGAAGAGGCCUGGAAGUUUUUUCAUGGUCUGGAUGCAAAAUCUUUCUGAGUUUUUUGUUGCAGCAUGUUGUAAGGAACUACUGUGACAUGGGAGUAUAUAGCAGCUCCUGGCUGAAGAAGGAUUCAGUAGCAUGUGUCAUGGUGUACUAAGUAUGUCAGGCAUAUGACUAAGCUCUCUUUUCUGCUC
Messenger RNA from Hordeum vulgare subsp. vulgare (domesticated barley), 2226 nucleotides. RefSeq lists its product as uncharacterized. Gene Ontology annotation, molecular function: zinc ion binding. The record is from RefSeq and is a predicted model, not a curated record. NCBI's taxonomy places the organism in Eukaryota, Viridiplantae, Streptophyta, Magnoliopsida, Poales, Poaceae. The transcript has 8 exons. The coding region runs from base 407 to 1957 and encodes 516 amino acids.